Brassica oleracea var. oleracea is the source of this 1585-nucleotide messenger RNA. RefSeq names its product cytochrome P450 705A20-like. Gene Ontology annotation, cellular component: membrane. The transcript is spliced from 2 exons. Gene Ontology annotation, molecular function: iron ion binding; heme binding; oxidoreductase activity, acting on paired donors, with incorporation or reduction of molecular oxygen, NAD(P)H as one donor, and incorporation of one atom of oxygen. NCBI's taxonomy places the organism in Eukaryota, Viridiplantae, Streptophyta, Magnoliopsida, Brassicales, Brassicaceae. The coding region runs from base 1 to 1506 and encodes 501 amino acids. The record is from RefSeq and is a predicted model, not a curated record.
AUGGCAGCAAUGAUAGUUGACUUUCAAAACUGCUCCAUCUUCAUUCUCCUCUGCUUCUUCCCAUUUCUCUGUUACUCCGUCUUCUUCUUCUUCAAGAAGACAAAUGACUUGGGUCCGAGCCCUCCCUCUUUGCCGAUCAUCGGCCAUCUUCACCAUUUUCUCUCAGUUCUACCCCACAAGGCUUUUCAGAAAAUCUCGACCAAGUAUGGACCUCUCCUCCAUCUCCACAUUUGCAGUUUUCCCAUAGUCCUUGUUUCUUCUCCCACAAUGGCCCACGAGAUAUUCACGACACACGACUUAAACAUCUCGUCUCGCAACACACCUGCCAUCGACGAGUCUCUCCUGUUUGGACCUUCCGGCUUCACGGUAGCUCCUUAUGGAGACUACGUUAAGUUCAUAAAGAAGCUUCUUGCGACGAAGCUUCUUCGACCGCGGGCAAUCGAGAAGUCACGAGGUGUCCGUGCAGAGGAGCUAAAGCAAUUUUAUCUUAAACUGCACGAUAAGGCGUUGAAGAAAGAAAGCAUUGAGAUUGGUAAGGAAACGAUGAAGUUCACUAACAACAUGAUCUGCAGGAUGAGCAUUGGGAGGAGUUUUUCAGAGGAGAACGGUGAGGUAGAGACUCUGAGGGAAUUGAUUAUCAAAUCGUUUGCCUUAUCGAAGCAGAUUCUGUUUGUAAACGUAUUACGUAGGCCACUGGAGAUGCUUGGACUAAUGUCACUGUUUAAGAAAGAUAUAAUGGAUGUUUCAAGAGGGUUUGAUGAGUUGUUGGAGAGGGUUCUUGCGGAGCAUGAAGAGAAACGGGAGGAGGAUCAAGAUAUGGACAUGAUGGAUUUGCUGUUGGAAGCUUGUCGAGACGAAAACGCAGAGUAUAAAAUCACUAGGAACCAGAUCAAGUCAUUGUUCGUGGAAAUUUUUUUGGGAGGCACAGACACCUCGGCACACACAACGCAGUGGACAAUGGCGGAGCUCGUUAACAACCCAUACAUUCUUGGGAGAUUAAGAGACGAAAUUGAUCUCGUUGUAGGGAAAGAAAGAUUGAUUCAAGAAACAGAUCUACCAAACCUCCCUUAUUUGCAAGCAGUGGUUAAGGAAGGGCUACGCUUGCACCCACCGGCACCUUUACUGGUUAGAAUGUUCGACACAAAAUGUGUGAUCAAAGAUUUCUUCAAAGUACCGGAAAAAACAACACUUGUUGUUAAUGUUUAUGGUGUGAUGAGGGAUCCAGAUUCUUGGGAAGAUCCUAAUGAGUUCAAGCCAGAGAGGUUUCUAACUUCAAAGCAAGAAGAAGAGAAAGUAUUGAAGUACCUUCCUUUUGCAGCUGGAAGAAGGGGAUGUCCUGCAACAAAUGUAGGCUAUAUCUUUGUAGGAAUCUCAAUUGGAAUGAUGGUGCAAUGCUUUGACUGGAGUAUCAAAGAUAAGGUUAGUAUGAAAGAGGUCUAUGCAGGAAUGAGUCUUUCCAUGGCUCAUCCCCCAAAGUGCACUCCAGUUUCUCGACUCAGCCUUUAAUGUGCAGAGCCCGAGCUUAUGAUCUCGAAGAUCGGGCUAUGGUUCAUCUUCUUCACUACAUUACUGUUCUUUUAUAUCA